AUGUUUGUUUCCUUAACGAAUCUGGUCGCUGAAGCAGGAUACGAUGUUCCUAGUGAUAUGACGCUUAAUGAUCUACUUGCGCUAUGCUCUACUGAGCUGUUUGGAAGUGAAAUUCCUCCAAACAAAAUGGCAACAUUGAAAGAUGGGAAGCUUUUGGUGAAUCCUUCGCAAACGCUCGAGGCUCUAGGCAUACAAGGUGGUGAUGUGCUUCUUGUAAGGAUGCUGAGCGCUGCUCCACAAACGGCACAGGCUCCUCCUUCCCAACAGACACAGAUGUCUUCUUCUUCGGCUGCAUUGCCAAACAGUUCACGAAUAACUGAACUGAUAAAGUCGAUAAAGGUUCCACCUAAAAAGAAAACCAAUUCGGUCAGAGAGAUCGCCCGGAAAGUUUUUCAACUG
Molecule: messenger RNA, 399 nt
Organism: Ostertagia ostertagi
Lineage: Eukaryota; Metazoa; Nematoda; Chromadorea; Rhabditida; Trichostrongylidae
Source: the annotation of a GenBank genome assembly